Messenger RNA from Meira miltonrushii, 1739 nucleotides. RefSeq lists its product as uncharacterized. Gene Ontology annotation, biological process: intracellular protein transport; Golgi organization; intra-Golgi vesicle-mediated transport. The transcript has a single exon. NCBI's taxonomy places the organism in Eukaryota, Fungi, Basidiomycota, Exobasidiomycetes, Exobasidiales, Brachybasidiaceae. Bases 50 to 1723 code for a protein of 557 amino acids. The record is from RefSeq and is a predicted model, not a curated record. Gene Ontology annotation, cellular component: membrane; COG complex; cis-Golgi network.
AACCAUCAUUGCUAUCACUUCAAACACGCUGGUUCGUGUUCACGACAAGAUGAAUGCUCCAUCUCCUUCCUCCUCGAUGGUACAGUUGGAACACUGGUCUAAUGUGCUAGCACCUUUGAACGAAGUGGAAAGGGCAAGCGUGAAUGCAUUGGCAGACUAUAUUGGAUCAAAUAAUCGACCAAACCAACUAUUAUCUUCAAAGCAAAAUGCUAAGCAGAACGUCGAAAAUGGCAUUCAGCUCGAAUCCCACUCUGUACCAUCCCAGCUAGCAACAACAUCACAGUCAGCAGAGAUCGAUGAGGCAGGAAGUGAAGACAGAACACAGUCGAUACCAUCACUACCUACAGCACCACUCAUAGAUGCACCCUCAUACCUUUCCUGGUAUGCCAAACAGCAAGCUUUUAUCGCUUCUUCCACACAAUCAGGGCACUCUAGAGCGCUACAAGAGAUAUCUCGGACAGCAGAUGAAGCAGACACACUGUUAGACCAUCUUGAGGCAGCAAGGGUGCAUAUUGCUGAAUUACGGGCAGGUGCACAAAUGGUAGAAGAAGGCACAGAAGGAUUACGAGAAGAUGCUGAAUCGAUGGUAGAACGAAUUGAUCAUUUAGCAAACGUUGCAGAUGCACUAUCAAUUCGAUUAACCUAUUUUGCAAUCUUGCCUUCUGCCACUUCUUUCCUUUCUUCGCCUUCGCUUGAACUUGUCAAAACGGGUGAAUUUAUGUUGACAUUAGAUCGUCUUGAUGUCGCUUUGGCAUUCAUAGGGGCUCAUCCGCACUACAAAGAUGCGCCUCUGUAUAAGAUGCGGUUUGAGCAUUGCAUCGUUCGUGCAGGUACCCUGAUAAGGAUGUUCGUUGUUGGUCGCCUCAAGGAGUUGAACAAUGAAAUCUCUCAAAAGUUGAAAGAAUGGGAAAAGUCAAAAACAGAAUCAAGCGGUAAAGGUAAAGAGAAGGAGUUCGAUCCAGAUCAUCAUGUGAUGAUGAAUUUCGCGGAUCCAAGUAUAUAUGCAUUAUUGUUCGAACGGUAUGAAAAGGAAAGCGCAGAAUUGCAGCCUAUUUUGCAUGAAUUGGAGAAACGUGCUUCUCUAAAAGCGCCGCCAGCAACGACUGAUAUCGAAAAAGUGGACAGUACGAUUAGUAAAGGUAAGCAAUCAGCUAAGGGUGUAAAUGAGAAAGGGGACAAUGAUACAUCCAACGUCAACGAAGAGGAAAGAUCAGAGGUAUUCCGUGCGCCAGAAUUCUCUGCUUUGCUUGAAGAAUGUAGGGCCGCUUACUUUGAUGGUAGGCGGGCAUUGUUGAGCAGUAUGAUUGCGAAUUGUAUUGCACGUAUCGAGGUAAUGGCUCUCCAUCCCUCAAAUCAAGGUGAAGAAACAGCCGGACAAGCGGCAACAUCUUCCAACGCAACGACCAGAUUAGUUGAGCGAGGAAUGUCAUUCUUGACUGCAAUCAAUCAAGCUGAAGCUUCAUUAUAUGCACAAUUUUUUGCAAUUGAUGACAAUCAUCUUUCACAGCUUAAAGAAGCACCGAACAUGGACAAUUCAUUUUCGAAUGAGGCUGACAGUGCUUCGGUCAAAGCAUUACACUCUCACUUACGUACACUUUCAGCACCACUUGAUGAUCGAAUCAAGCCAAGGAUGGCAAACGAAGGAGGAUUAGCAGGUUUACCUGCAGCCACAUUACGAUCUAUAGAGGCUUGGCGAGAUUACUUUGUUGGCUUUUUGGGUUGAUUUGAAUGAAAUCUUG